CAUGAAACGCACAGAUAGAAGUGAAGCAAAUAAUCGUCGGAUGUCUCUUUUUCGUGUUUGGCAGGCGUGGUAGUGCCUAGAAGGGUGUGCGCCUUGUUUACAGUUUGUUAUUAGUGUUUGAAACUGUCAAAUGCAAUCAUGUUGAUUUCGUCGGAUAAAAAUGAAUCCGCAAGUAAUGGAUUAUCACUUAAUUUUACUCCCGAUUCUCAUGAGAAACCGCAACAAAAUGGGUUUCACAUUCCAGUGCAGAAUGGGAGCAUAGCAACUUGCACUCAGAAGCCUGUCAAGCAACUUAAAGAAGAAUUUGAAGAGACACCUUUUAUAAUUGUUUUAUAUAUAUAUUUGUGUUAUGCUGUCCUUACUGUAUUUGGAUACCUCCGAGACUUAUUACGUAGUAUUGGGUUGGAACGAAACUUUAUGGCUAAAGAAGUUAACAGAGAAGGUUAUGUGUCCUUGUAUCAAAGUUUUGAGAGCUUCUAUACUAGAAAUGUGUAUAUGCGGAUAAGAGAUUGUUUGAAUAUGCCGAUAUGCAGUGUUCCUGGUGCUCUAACGAAAAUGAAGGAGAGAGUCACUCAUGAUUAUAAUCUGACAUUCCAGUUCACUGGUAAAUCAUUUGAUGUCAUUAACAUGGGUUCAUACAAUUACCUUGGUUUUGCAGAAAAUAAUGGAAAAUGCGCUGAGCCUGUUAGAAAAGCCAUACAGAACCAUGGAAUUGCAAUUUGUAGCACUAGGCAUGAACUGGGAACCACUCUAUAUCACCAAGAAUUGGAGAAACUAGUUGCAGAGUUUGUUGGAGUUGAGGACAGCAUUAUUAUAGGUAUGGGUUUUGCCACCAAUUCCACAAAUUUACCUUCAAUAAUUUCCAAAGGAUGUUUAAUACUUAGUGAUGAGUUAAACCACGCCUCCCUUGUUCUUGGUUGUCGACUUUCUGGAGCUAAAAUCAGAGUCUUCAAACACAAUGACAUGAAAGAUCUUGAACGAAAUAUUCGAUCUGCCAUAGUAUCUGGUCAACCAAGGACCAAACGACCCUGGAAGAAAAUUAUUAUAAUUGUUGAAGGAGUUUAUAGUAUGGAAGGCACUAUUACUAACCUGCCAGCUUUGAUUGCAUUGAAAAAGAAAUAUAGAUGCUAUUUGUAUGUUGAUGAAGCCCACAGCGUAGGAGCGCUUGGACCGAGAGGACGUGGUGUCGUUGAUUACUUUGGAUGUGAUCCCAAAGAUAUUGAUCUGCUUAUGGGAACAUUCUCCAAAAGUUUCAGUGCAGCUGGGGGAUACAUAGCUGGAUCUCGGGAUGUUAUCAAUCACCUGAGAACACAUAGCUACAGCUUUUACUAUGCUACUAGUAUGUCAGCAGCAAUUGCUGUACAAAUCUUAACAUCUAUGAAGAUAAUAAUGGGAAAAGAUGGAACAAAUGAAGGUAUGAAACGAAUCCAAAGACUUGAAAAAAAUACUCAUUACUUCCGUCAAAAACUGAAGCAGAAAGGUUUUAUAAUUUAUGGCAAUGAUGAUUCACCUGUUGUUCCUUUAAUGCUUUAUUUUCCAUCCAAGAUUGCGGCUUUUGUACGUCUACUACAAAGAGGAGGUAUUGCUACAGUAGGUGUGGGUUUUCCAGCUACAUCACUUACGACAGCUAGAGCAAGAUUUUGUAUGUCAGCUGCUCACACAAAGGAAAUGUUAGAUAAAGCUUUAGAUGUUGUUGAAAGCGUUGGAUAUCUAAUAAUGGUGAAUUAUUCCAAGAAAAAGAGAUCUCAAGAAGAAAUCUUAUACUAGUCUAAGGAGAAAAAUUAGUUAAUUUAAAAACCAAGUGCCUUGGUGCGCCACAAGUGUUCUAUUUAAUGUCCAGUAAUAUUAAAAUACUAUUUGGAGAAAAAGCAAAGUCAUUGCUUCUUUAUGACUGGCUUAUCCCUUCUAGUUAAUAUAGAAUUGUUCAAAGUAUACUAGCUUUAUUUAAAAAAAUCUACAUGAGCUCUCUAGAUAAUAUAUUUACACCAAAUCAACCAAAUAUAUAAAUGCAUUCCUUUUAUUUUGGUGCCAUGCAGAUUGCUUUAUUUUUCUGUUGCUUAUUUUGUAAAGUAGAUCUAGUUUGUUUAUCUAGAGCUGGUAUUUUCCACUUUGCCAAAUAGCUUUAAGCAGAAAAACUCCUAUUUAAUUGUUGUUUUAGUUAGAAUUCUAUUUUUACUAAAAUAUUUUAUUUUUGUUAUCAGAACUAACAUUGCUUUUUAAACUGUGUUUUAAAUUUUUCACUUAUUGGAAGUACUUUAACAAUCACCAGCAUUUGCUAGUACAGUUGAAUCUUUAUUAUCCAAGCUAAUCUCACCUCCUGAAAUUCUAUUGGCUGAUAAGAUCAAAAAUAUGAUAGUCUUAAUGUAAAAAUAAACAUUGAAUAAAUAAAAAUAGAACUAGAGAGAAAAACUAUGUAUAAAACAUUUAGUUUUGCUCAAAGGAUCACAUCAAAAUAUUUCACUUUUGAAAUUAAAAUCUAGAACUGUGAUAUAAAUAAGCUUAGCGUAUUUGAUAUAUUAAUUUGUUUCUUUUUACUCAUAAUAAAAAAAAAUUGAUAGUUUAGAUUCUUAAAUUUCCUUCAGCCUAUUUUUUAAUAAUUCAACGUUAGCCAUUUUUCUUUUUUCAAGUGUAAAAAGUAAUUGAAGGCAUUAUGGAGUGUUAAUUGUAAAUGUAAUUGAAAUUUAUAAUAAUAUCAGUUUUGCCAGUUCAGAAUAUCUUGAACUUUAUUUUUCAGAAAAGUUCUUAACACAAUAAAUGAACUCUUGAUUUAACUUUGUUGCCCCCCCCCCACGCACACACAUAAAAAGCAGCUACAGAAUGCAGUGGACUGCAUUCUUCUCUAGCUAACCAUGUGUCCAGAUUAUAAACUAGUAAAAUCGAAAUUCAAGAUUACAACUUAUGUUAAUUCUUUCUUUUGUAUUAAUUAAAUUAUUAAUACCCUAUUGUAAAAUGAUUCUAGAUUUCACAUAAUCUUUUCAUCAAGGUUUGCAUAAAUUUGAUCCUCUAAGAUUAUUUUAUUAAGGGUGUCCAAGUUUAAAUAUAUCGUAUAAUUUGAGUACAACCAAAAUAUAAUAUUAAUUUUAUGUUAAAUAAAUUUUUAAUUUUUUUACUAAAUACAAUUAUUAAGUUAUAGUAUUUAAGUGAUGAACUUAAAGAAAAAAAUGAAACUUAAUUGAUAAAAGUCAAGAAAGAUCAAAGGCUCCCUCAAUAUCAAGACCAAUUGAAGCAGAAAUAAACUUAUGAUCUUUGAAUGAGCCACAUGUGCUACAGUUUGAUUAGCUAACUAAAAAAAGAUUGUACUGCAAGAGUGCUGAUGAUUGUAAAAGACUUUAAGGCAAAACUAUUCACUAGCACAAUUUUUUAUUGAUAGUGCAUCAGAAUGUAUUUAUUUGUUUGGCUAUUACUGAUAUUGUAUAGUAUUUUACUCUACAUAAUCCAUACAAUUUAAAAAUAUUUUUGCCUGAUAAAAUAACGGACAUAUAUUUUAUCACAUACUCUUAAUUAUUGUGCCUAUUUGCAUGUCCACUUCUAAACUGCCAGGACUGUAGGAGUUCUUAUCACAAAGAGUGUGUAUAUUUUUUGGUACUCAUUCCUUCUGAAUUAUCAGUUAAAUUGAGGUGAUAAAAAAAAUCAAAGUGCUUGAUGAUGUCUUGUGUGCUACAAAUUAAAACUUCUUGUGUAUUUAAAAAACAGUCAUUGACUUAAUUUUUAAAAAAUACUGUCUCAUAGUCAUAUCUAAUCAUCAGAAAGUCACAAAUGUUACCUGUAAAAUUUUGUUUCAUGGAAGGGUACGUUGCACAUUAAAUUUUUUGUCUUAAGAAAUUCUUAUCUGUUUUUAUAAAUUGGUGCUUUAGUUGAAAAGGUUCAAUUUUGAUUUUGUUCGGAAUUCAUUUGUUUGCAUUAUUGUAUCAUCUGCGUGUCAUUGUGUUUUUGUAUUCAAAUCGGGGAGAAAUUGUGUUCAAAAUGUUAGCAAUUAAAAGCAGCAUUGAUUGCAAAAGUAAAAUUUUUUAUUGGAUUCUGAAAUAACUUCAUAGAGUGCUUAAGUUGUUAAAAACUAUUAUAAAUUGUAUAAAAAUGUUGAAAACAUAUUAUAAAAUUUUAAAUACCUUCCUAAUUUUUUGAACAUUUUAGUUUGAUAAAAAGUAUUAUUUCGAAUUAAAUGAACUAUUUUUUAAUAAUUUAUUCUAAUUAUUUUAAAUAGUGUAAAUUAAUGGAAUACAUUUUCUUCUGUAAUAUAAUAUUUAAAAAAUUGGAGCCCUGUUAUGUAUAAUGCAGGAGAUCUUAUUUUACUUCUGUAAAUGUGCACAUACUAUAGAAGUUUUUGGUAUUGUGAAAUUAAAGAAUGCCUUGUAUGUAAUUGUACUUAGAAAUUGCUCAGGGUUUUUGUUUGUUAAAAAAUAACUAUUUUUGUAGUUCUUGCUCAAAUCAAAAUUUAGCUUAAAAUUCAAAAGAAUUUUGUUAUUAAUGUCAUCUAAGAUUUUAUGUUGAUAAUGUGUGACUGUUUCAUUGUAACUGUUUGCUUGGGUAUCAUUUUUAUUUCUAGUUGGAACAAAAUUUCAAAUAAAAAUGUGCUUAAUUUCAUUUUAUAUUAAAUUUGAGCUUUUGAAAUUUUCUACCAUUUUAUCUAGUCAAUUUGAAUUAACUUUUUAAACAGUCAUUAAUUAAGAAAAUAUUUUUAAUUAAUAUUUUGUUAUUAAGGUUUUGCUUAUGCAAUUUAGGUAGAGGUAUGCUAACCUGUUUUUUUUGGGGGGGUGGGGUUCAUUUUUUACUCAUUUUAAAUUUGCACAUUUCAAUUUUCACAAUUUUUUGCAUUUUUAGACUUAAGAAAAUUCUCUUUACUCCCAAACUCUUUUCAAAUUAAAAAUUCUUUAAAAAGCUCUAUUAUAUUUUGUUGUAUUAAUCUGCUAACCUUCACAAAAUGCUCUAUUCUAUUUCUGCAAAUUCUAACUUAUGCUGGUAAUAUCUAUCAUCAUGUUAUUUAAAUCUUCAUAUCGUAAUAUGAAGUUUUAAAAAAUUUUAAGAUAUUAGCAUUGGUUUCAAUAACUUUCAAAAUUAUUUUUUAAAUAUUUAAAUUCUUUGUCAGUUUACAAUUUUUUCAGCAAGCUAGUAAAAUUAAGUUAAUUAUCAUUAAUGUGAGUAAGUUUAAAUUUACUAUCUUAAAGUUAAAAUUACCACUUUGUUUUUUUAAAUGUUUUUAGAUGUCAUUUAACAUGUUCUGCCAAACUUUUAAACUAAAUAAUGGCAUUUGAAUUAUUAAGAGUUUUGAAUUAGUUUUCCUGCUUUGCUGAACAUUUUUUUUCUAGCUCUAAUGAUAUAGCAGAUAUAUAAAAUUAAAAACCUAACAUUUCAUAUGCAUUUACCUUUUUGAUCAAACUUAUGUGUAAAUCAAAGUUGGCGUGUUACUUAUGUAUUAAAUGUUGAUUACAUUCCUAAAAAAAGUCUCUUGCACAAUACUUUUUGUAUAUUUUUACAUUUAAUUUGUGAUUUUUAAAAAAUAAUGUAUUAAAAAAUGUUUAGAGAUCAUGAAGGUGGAGAACUACAUUCCAUUUAAAUUACUAAUUCUGAAUGCUGUAAAGCUUAUUUUUCUGUGAACUGUUUAAAAUAUUUAUAUAUAUACAUAUAAAGUUAUAAAAUAUAUUAUACAAUAGUGCCUUUGUGCGUUUAAACUUAAAGAAAUAUGCAACUACACAAAAAUUUAAAAUAAAUUAUCUAUUAAUCCCGUAUAUAUAUAUAUUGUUGAUUAUAUCUGACUCAACUGUGUGUUAUUGAUAAAAAUUUUACUAGUUGUUCACCUCUUACUUCACGUUUGGAUUGUACGUGUUUACUGCCUUAAAUUGAUGAAAUAUCAAUCAAUUAUAACCAGCAUCAAGAAGCUUAGUGUUUCAGGUUUAAAUUAGUUAAUGUAACCUGUAGAAUAUAAGUUUUAUGCUCUUUGCUUACAAUAUUUUUGUCUAUUUUAGUUAGUGUUUUAAUUAUGAAAGCUUGGUUUUCUAAUUAAUUUAAACAGCUUUCAUUUUUUUAUACAUGUAUGUAGUUUUUUUAUUUAUUUAUACAUUCCUUUCUGUAGAAUGUCAGUGCUGGGGCAUAUUUUUACAGUGUGACUUAUGCUGUGUACAGAUGUACACUUUCUUUUUACAAAAUUUUGUUUUUAGAUGUUUUUUUUUUAGAAUUCCAAUUAUUGUUUUCUGAACAGCUUGUGUGCUGAUUUACAUUCCAUUCAAAUGUUUCUUAAUAGUUCAAUUGUGAAUGAAUGAUUUCAGUACAUGUUGUGUGAGCAGACUGAAUGCAAUAAAAGCGAGGGAAAAAAAUA
Parasteatoda tepidariorum (common house spider) is the source of this 6310-nucleotide messenger RNA. Its product is annotated as serine palmitoyltransferase 2. Lineage: Eukaryota; Metazoa; Arthropoda; Arachnida; Araneae; Theridiidae. The record is from RefSeq and is a predicted model, not a curated record. Gene Ontology annotation, cellular component: serine palmitoyltransferase complex. Gene Ontology annotation, molecular function: pyridoxal phosphate binding; serine C-palmitoyltransferase activity. Gene Ontology annotation, biological process: ceramide biosynthetic process; sphingosine biosynthetic process.